Molecule: messenger RNA, 987 nt
Organism: Colletotrichum truncatum
Lineage: Eukaryota; Fungi; Ascomycota; Sordariomycetes; Glomerellales; Glomerellaceae
Product: thioredoxin
Cellular component (GO): cytosol
Molecular function (GO): protein-disulfide reductase activity
Source: RefSeq, a predicted model, not a curated record
AUGAGUACGAUCCACGUAAAUUCUUCGGCAGAGUUUCAGAAGCUCUUGUCGAGCUCUCGAAUUGUCGUCGCCGACUUCUACGCCGACUGGUGUGGCCCCUGCAAGGCUAUCGCCCCUCUGUACGAGCAGCUCUCAUCCUCCCUUUCUCGCAAAGAUGUCGUCACCUUCGUCAAGAUUGAUGUCGAAGCCAACAAGGAUAUCGCCUCCGCAUACAGUGUUACCUCGCUCCCCACCUUCAUGGUGUUCCGGGAAGGCAAAACUCUUGAGAAGGUCCAGGGUGCCGAUCCCCGGAAGCUUCAGGAGGUCGUCAAGAAGUUGGUGAAGGAGGUUACUGAAGGCGGUUCCUCCUCUGGAUCCGGUGAGGGCUCCGGCAGCUCGAGCGGAGGUAGCUGGAGAGGCGCGGCGCUUCCUCGUGGCUACGGAGAUAUUACGGACCAGAUUGAGACCAAGGGCUGCGAGCUUCUCAACGCCGACGAGGAUUUCGGCCCCGUCCGCGUCUUGUUCGAUACAUCCAAGCCCAGCGCGCUAGCCAAGAAGGAGGGAGCCAAGGACUGGGUGGAGAGUGGUGCCGAUGAUCAGCUUCUGCUGUUCAUGCCCUUUCAGUCCAUGCUGAAGCUGCACACUCUUCAGCUUACCUCUCUUCCUCCUACCGAUGCUGAAGACGAUGACGACGAGGUGCCAAUGCGCCCUGGCACCAUCCAUCUCUACACAAACAAGCCCCACAACCUCGACUUCAGCGAGGCCGAUGAUACCCCUCCUACGCAAGCCAUCACCCUCACCAAAAAGGAUUGGAACGCCGAUGGCACUGCCAAUAUCGGUCUCCGGUUUGUCAAGUUUCAGAACAUUACAAGCUUGAUUAUCUACGUCGUCAAGGGCGAUGGUGAUGGCGAGAAGGUCCGUCUCGACAGAGUGCGUCUUAUUGGCGAGUCGGGCGAGAAGAGAGAGAUGGGCAAGCUGGAGAAGAUUGGAGAUGAGGCUGGCGAGUAG